This is a messenger RNA of Athene cunicularia (burrowing owl), 397 nucleotides long. RefSeq names its product trefoil factor 1-like. The transcript has 4 exons. NCBI's taxonomy places the organism in Eukaryota, Metazoa, Chordata, Aves, Strigiformes, Strigidae. Gene Ontology annotation, biological process: maintenance of gastrointestinal epithelium. Bases 11 to 397 code for a protein of 128 amino acids. The record is from RefSeq and is a predicted model, not a curated record.
UCCAAGAGCAAUGGAUCUCAAAGUGAUCUGUGUGCUCUCUGUCAUCCUUGUCGUAGCCCUCAGCACCUUGGCAGAGGGAAAGAUACCACCAACAAGAUGCCAGUGUAAAAUGGCCCUCAAGGAGCGGAGGAACUGCGGCUAUCCGGGAAUCUCAGAGGUGGAGUGCAGGAAAGCUGGGUGCUGCUUCAACGACUCAGUCCCCGGCACGCCCUGGUGCUUUGCUCCUAAACCGAAGAAAGUUAGGAAAGUAUGUCCCAACGAUCCUCACGGCAGGAUAAACUGCGGCUUCCCUGGCAUCACGGCUCAGGAGUGUGAAAAGAAGGGGUGCUGCUUCAACACACAACCCGCCGGUGUCCCCUGGUGCUUCUACCACCGCGUGGUGGAGGAAGAGUGCUAA